AUGGCGGGCACCGCGACGAGCUUCCAGAUCCAGGCGCGCGACGUGUACGGCAACCUGGCGGCCGCGGACCAGACGCUGCUGGCGGCCCGCCUCGUGUCGAGCGCGGCAGCCGUGGUGCCGACCGUAACGGUGGUGGCCGGCUCUGUGGGGCUCUACAGCGCGGCGCUGACGGCCACCGUGGCGGGGCAGUACAACCUGUCCGUCACCUACAACGGAACGCUCAUUGCCGGAGCCACGAGCCCGCUGCUCAAAACAGUACUGCCCAGCACGGUAUCCGCCCGGCAAUGCUUUGCAUAUGGGGCGGGCAUUAGCGGGGGCCUAGCCGGCGCGAACCUGUCGUUCACGGUGCAAGCCGCGGACCAGUACGGCAACGCCAUCACGAGCGGCACGUAUCUGUUCUCGGCGGCCAUCAGCCCCGCCGUCAGCAGCAGCCUCACGCUGACGGCCUCCGCGGCCGGGGUGGCGACGGGCAGCUACAGCAUCUCGCAGGCCGGCACCUACACGCUCACGCUCGCGCUCAACGGGACCACCAUCAACGGCGGACAGGCAUACAGCAUUGGCAUCGGACCAUCUGCUGUGAGCCCCGCCCAGACGACUGUGAGCGGCGCGGGGCUGGCCAGCUCGGUGGCUGGCGUGGCGGGCGUGGUGGUGAUCCAGGUGCGCGACCAGUACGGCAACACGCUGCAGGGCGAGCAGGCGCAGCUGUCGGUUGUGCUGCGCAGCCUCGCGGGCGGCAGCAACCUGACGGCUACGGUGACGGCGGUGGCGGGCAGCACGGGGCAGUACCAGGCUAGCCUGAGCCCCACCGUGGCGGGGCCGUACAGCGCCGAGGUGCGCUACAACGGCACGCUCGUCGGCGGGGCCACCGCGGGGACGCCCAAGACGGUCACGCCAGGCCCCGUGUACGGCCCCGCGUGCACGGUGAGCGGCUUGGUGAGCUCCGCGGUGGCGGGCGUGGCCCAGUCGCUGCGCAUCCAGGCCGCGGACCAGUACGGCAACGCACAGACCAGCGGCAGCCCCGCCUUCGCGGCGGCCUUCACCCCGGCCGCGGGUACCACGUGGACGGUGAUGAGCAACAACGACGGCAACAGCACCUUGCAGUACCGCCUCACCGUCGUCGGCAGCUACAAGAUGGCGCUUACGCUCGGCGGCAGCCCGGUCGCAGGCAGCCCCUUCUCGCUCACCGUCACGCCAGGCCCUGUGUCUGCUGCCCAGUGCACGGCCAGCGGGAGCGGUCUCUCCACCGCCACCGCGGGCGUGGCGGCCACGUUCAAGGUGCUGCUGUACGACGCCAGCGGCAACGCCGUCUCCAACGCCGCCCCCUCCAGCCUGGCCGCCACGCUGACGGUAAGCGGUGUGCCGACCGUGAUGGGGAGUGCGCACUCGGACGACGUGGCGGCCAACGGGGUGACGGUGUCGUACGUGGUCACUGUGGCCACCGCGUACACGCUCACCAUCACGUGGCAGGGCCAGACCAUCAGCGGAGGGGUCACCACCGUCACCGCAGGACCGGGCGCCGCGUCUGCCUCGACCAGCACUGCUACGGGCACGGGCCUGUCCGGCGGGGUGGCCGGGAGCAGCCUGGCCUUCACGCUGCGGGCGCGCGAUGCGUUCAACAACGCCCUCUCCACCGGGUCCCAAAACUUCAGCCUCAGCUUUGCGCCCGCCACCCCGACGACCGCCAGCGUGACUGACAACGGGGACGGCACCGCGGGCGCUACGUACUCGUUCAACGUGGCGGGCAGCUACACGGCACGUCUGUAUCUGGCCGGUGCCGAGCUGGCUGCAAGCCCCGUCGCCGUGCUUAUCUCGCCAGGCGCUGCUGUGGCGGGCCAGUCGAGUGCCACAGGGGAGGGCCUCUCGUCGCCCAGCACGGUGGCCGCCAACUCGAUCUUGGUGCAGCUGCGCGACAGCUACGGCAAUGCGCUCGCCAGCGGGGGCGACAGCGUCACGUACAGCGUGGCGGGGCCGUCUGCGGCGGUGAAGCAGGCCGUGGUUUAUGUCGGCGCGGGGGCCUACUCGACGUCGUACACCGUGUCGGGGCUGGGGGCGUACACGGUCACGGUCAGCGUCAACGGAGCACAGCUGCCGGGGAGCCCCUUCAGCGCCACGGCCACCGCCGGCACUGCCCGCGCCGCCAGCUGCAGCGGCAGCCUCAGCGCGGCCACACUGGUGGCGGGCCAGUCCGGGCUGCUCACGGUGCAGGCCAAGGAUGCCAGCGGCAACGCGCUCUCCAGCGGGGGCCUGGCCUUCAACGUCCGAUUCAGCCCCACCCCAGCGACUGGCCCCGCCCUGGCCACCACCACCACGGACGGCAACAACGGGGCAUACACGCUGCCCUUCCAGAUCAACGUGGCCGCCACCUACUCUGUCGCAGUCACGCUGUCGGGGACGGCCAUCGCAGGGAGCCCCUUCGCACUCACCGUGCUGCCAGGUGUGGUGAGUGCCUCUUCCUGCACUGCGGCCGGGAGCGCCAUCUCAUCUCACACGGCCGCCAGCAAUGACUCGCUGGUGGUCACGGCCAAGGACAGCUACGGCAACACCGUCACGGCCGCCACCGAUGCGGGGGGGCAGCCCAUCAGCUUCACGGCCACCCUGGCGGGCCCCGCGGGGAGCAGCAGCACGGCGCUGGCGGCCACGCCCAACCAGGGCCUGUACAACGCCACGCUCAACAUGCAGGCCGCAGGCACCUACAGCUUGCGCGUCUCCUACCAGGGCACCAACAUCAGCGGCAGCCCCUUCGGAGUCACCGUUUCUCCAGGCCCGCCCUCUGUCGCGUACAGCAUCCUGUCUGCCGCCAUGAAUCCAGUGGUGGCGGGGGCGCAGGGCGCCCUGGUGAUUCAGGCGUACGAUGCAUUCAACAACAAGCGCACCGCAGGGGGUGACGGUUUCAGAGUGACCAUGACCCUGGGCAGUGCCUCCUUCAGCGGCACGCCCGCCGACAACGGCGACGGCACCUACACGCGCGCCUUCAACAGGACGGCCGCCGGCAGCUACACCAUCCAGGCCACCUACAACGGGGCUGCCUUCAGCACGCUCGCCGCUCCGCAGAUCGUCGUGCCAGCUGACGUGUCGGUGAGCCAGAGCGUGGUGAGCGGCACUGCCCUGAGCAGCCAGGCCGCAGGCACCGCGCGCGUGCUGCAGCUGCUGGCGCUGGACGCGUUUGGCAACGCCAUCACGGCGGCCACCACCGCCAGCAGCGUGCCCAUCAUCUUCACGGCCACCGUCGCCGGCCCGCAGGCCCUCACUGCGCUGCUCACUGCGGCGGGGGGCGGCGUGUACCAGGCCACCAUCACCCUCACGGUGGCGGGGACGUACUCGCUGGCGGUGGACUACAACUCGCAGCUCAUAGCGGCCAGCCCGUACCCCGUCGUCACAAUUCCAGGCCCCAUCUCCGCGGCAGGGUCGUUGUUGGCGCUCCCCGCUGCGAGCGUGGUGGCGGGGCAGCCGUUCAGCGUGCUGGUGACUGCGCAGGACGCGUACGGCAACGUGCAGCCCGCGGCGGACCCCGCCUUCCUGGUGCUCCUGCAGCUGGCCACCACGGGGGGCGGGCCCCCCGCGUACACCGGCGCGGGCGUCUACAACUACUCGGCCGCCUACAGCGCGGCCGGCCUCUACACCGUCACCGCCACCUAUAACGGCGUGCCAGUCGGCUACAACUCGCUCAUCCUGUCCAUCGUAGCCGGGUCGCUGUACCCGCCGUCGUGCGUGGUGCGCGGCAGCGCGCUGGCCGACCUGGCGACGGGCGCCACCCGGUACCUGUCGGUCCUGGCCACGGACGCGUACGGGAACGUGCUCAACUCGCAGUACGACGCGAGCAGGAGCACCAUCCAGUUCCAGCUGGCCAUCAGCGGCGCGGAGACGCGCAGCACGGCGCUCGUGUACGCGGGCACCGGCCUGCACGAGCAGAGCUUUACGCCGCUUACCGUCGGCACGUACGGCCUGGCCAUCACCUACCGCGGCGUGGCCGUCGCAGCCAGCCCCUACACCAUGACCGCCUCCGCCAAUGACGUGUCAGCGGCACAGUCCAUCGUGACUGUGAACGGGCCGACGACGAUGCAGGCGGGCCAGGUGACGUCGCUGACCAUCCAGGCGCGUGACGCGUACGGCAACCCGAAGCCGAGCGCGGCCGCGGGCUUCCUGGUGCUGCUCAGCCUGGACGGGGCCACCAGCGGCGGCGCGCCGACGUUCGUGGGCAACGGCACGUACGUGUACAGCCAGAACGUGACGCAGCAGGGCGACUACGUCAUCCACGCCACUUACAACCAGCAGGACAUUGCUGGCAGCCCGCUGCAGCUGCACGUCGUUGCAGGCCCCGUGGUUGCGUCGGCGUGCUCGCUGUCCGGCAGCGGGCUGCAGUCGGCUGCGGCGGGCACGCCGCUGACGGUGGACGUGCAGGCGGCCGACGCGUGGAGCAACCCGACGGGCGGCCUGGUGGACGCGCUGGGCGUGGCCGUCGUGUUCCAGCUGGCGAUUAGCGGGCCAUCCGCGGUGAACCAGGUGUUUGCGGUGCUGCCCGGCAAGCAGGAGGCCACGUUCACGCUGACACGUGUCGGACCGUACACCGUGGCCGUGACCGGCAGCAGUACCGCCACAAACGUUCUGGGCAGCCCCUACCAGAUUACCAUCUUCCCAGGGUCCAUCGCCGGCAGCAAGAGCAGCGUGAGCAUCCCUGCGCUGCCGUCCCUGGUGGCGGGCACCGCGAGCAGCGUGCAGAUCCAGGCGCGCGACGCGUACGGCAACGCGCGCGUGCAGGGCGGCCAGGGCUUCACCGUCUGGCUCACCGCGGCGGGGCAGACCGUGAACGGGGCGCCCACCGACAACGGCGACGGCACCUACACCUACCCGCUCAACCUCACGGUCGCCGCCGCGUACAGCAUCAGCGUCACCUACAAAGGCACCACCGUGCCCAGCAGCCCCUACACCCUCACCGUCCUGCCAGGCGUCGUGUCUGGCCCCGCCAGCACCGCCACCGGCAGCGGCAUCGCGUCUCGGAGCGCCGGCGACGCCGCCCACGUGGUAGUGACGGCGCGGGACGCGUUCGGCAACCCGGCGACCGCGGCCACGGACGCCGGGGGGCCGGUGUUCUAUACGUACACGCUGAGCGGGGCGCUGGCGCUUACGGGCAACCUGACGGCGGCAGGGAGCGGCAGUUUCACGCUGGACUUGCCGCUGGUGCAGGCCGGCAGCUACAGCCUGGCCAUCGCACUGCGCAACCAGAGCGCCAUCCAGGGCAGCCCCUUCGCCGCCAUCGUCUCGCCGGGCGCGCCGAGCCCGACGACGAGCCGGCGGCUGCUGGUGGUGGCGGGCGUGCCGAGCACGACGGCGGGCGUGCCCAUCGUGUUCACGGUGCAGGCCGAGGACCGCUUCGGCAACAGCGUCACCGGCGACCAGGCGCAGCUGACCGCGCUCGUGUCGGACGGCGGCAACGCCACCGCGGUGGUGCCCAUCGCGUAUGCUGGGGGGGGCCAGUACAGCACCAGCUUCGCCACGACGCGCACGGGGCCGUACAUCCUGCAGGUCGUCAUGGCGGGCCAGAACGUCGUCAACAGCCCAUCCACCUUCACCGUCCUUCCAGGCGCGCUGGACGCGAGCCGCACGACGAUCAGCGGCCCGGAGCUGGUGAAGGGCCCAAGCGCGUGGACGCUGGCGACGCAGGCCACGCACAUGAGCAGCCUGCUCAUCACCACGUUCGACCAGUUCGGCAACCAGCGCGCGCCCGGCGGGGACGCCCUGCUCGCGUCCGUCACCAUGCUCGCGCAGGGGGGGGCCACGCCCACGGUGACUGCGGUGGACAACGGUGACGGCAGCUACUUUUUGCGUUGCGUGGCCCCUUCCCCCGGCAACGGCGUCCUUAACGCGUCCUUGGCCGGGCGGCCCCUGCUCUUCGGCAGCAGCCCCCUGCUGGCGUGGACCGUGGCGCCCCCCGCGGCCGUGUCCAUCUCCGCGCUCUGGCCCCCCGCCGGCCCCGUCACCGGCCAGACGGCCAUCACCGUCACGGGCCUCAACUUCUUCGCUGCGGACGUGCUGACGUGCCAGUUCGGCGGCGGCGGCGCGGCCAGCACCGCGGGCAGCUUCGUGAACUCGACGGCCGUGGUGUGCCCCUCCCCGCGCGUGGGCGCGCCCGCGCAAGUCAGCCUGCUGCUCACGCUUGGCAGCAACGCCAAUGGGCCGCAGGCUUCCUUCAUGGGCUUCCGCUUCUAUGCUGCCAUUUCCAUCACGGCCGUCUCCCCUGCGUGGGUCAGCGCUGCGGGCGGCGACGUGGUGACCGUAUCAGGGACCGGCCUGGUGGCGACGGGCGCGGCGUGGUGCCGCUUCACCGACAUCUCCGCCGCCGGCACCACCGCCGACCCGGGCCUCGUCUCCGGCCCCAACGUCGCGCCCGCCGCGACCGCGCUUAGCAUGGCGACCGUGAGCAGCGGCGGUAGCGUGUCGUGCAGUGUGCCGGCCAUGGCGGGCGCGAGCCUGGUGGCGGUGGACGUGUCGCUCAACGGGCAGCAGUUCAGCGCGGAGCGGCUGCCGCUGCCGCUCGUGGCCGACUUCGCGCCGAGCGCCAGCAACAGCUCCUUCACCGUCGGGCCCGGCCAGGCCGUCGCCCUCGACACCGCCACCACCGCCAAGGUCGCCUUCGGGAACGCCACCUUCGCCGGCAUCACGCAGGCCCCUCUCCACGGCUCUACGGCUGUGUCGGGCAGCGUGGUGCGCUACACUCCGGGCGCCAACUUCUUGGGCUCCGAUUCCUUCACGUACUCCAUCGCCGACGGCCGCGGCAGGACGGCCACGGCGGUCGUGAGCAUCGCCGUGCUGCCGCCGCCGCCCCACUUCGCGGCCGUGCCCGCCAGCAUCGUCGCGGACGAGGACGUGCAGUUCCCGGUCACCGGGACGCUAGACGGCUUCGUGCUGCAGUACCUGGACCCUGCCGCGCCCCUCUCUGUGUCCGUCUCCGCUGCGCACGGCCUCUGCUCCCUGGCCCCCGCGCAGAGCGCUCUUUGGGCGGCCGCCGCCCUUCCCCCCGCGGCCGCUGCCGCCAUGACCACCAAGGGCCCGCUCACCUUCAGCGGCACGGUGGCCACCAUCAACUCCGCGCUCCAGGCCGUGCGCUGCACGGGGUCGCAGUACUUCAACGGCAACGACACGCUGACGGUCAGCGUGACCAACUCUGCCGGCGCGGGCGACUUUACGCUGGUGCCCAUCUACGUGCGUGCGCGCAACAACCCGCCCUUCGCCACCGCGCCCUCCAGCGUGGCGAUCAACGUGACGGGCUCCGGGGUCAUCCCCGCGGCGGGCAGCGUCGGCCUGGCCAACGGCGCCGCCACGGGCGUGCGCAUCCCGGGGGUCGCACUCGGGGACCCCGACAACGCGGACACCCGAUUGGAUGGCCGCCGGUUGACGCUGUCGGUCACGCUGUCCGCUGCCAAGGGCACUCUCAGUGUGGACGUCACCAGCGACGUCCUCGUGACGGCUCCCGCCGAUACGCCUGUUGCGGCCAGCGGCCUGACGCGCGUGCAGGGCGGCAGCCUGGCUUUCACCGCCACCGUGGCGGCGGCCAACGCGGCGCUGCUCACCCUCGUCUACGACCGGCAGCCCGUCAACGGCACGAUGAGCAGUGCGGGCGACCUGGUGGUGGUGGCGGUGUCGGACGGCGGCAACUUUGGGUGCGAGCUGCUGUGCGGGGCCGGCGCGCCGCUGCCCAUGGCCGCCACCGCCAGCAUCGCCAUCGUCGUCGCAGGGGCCUCCCCCGACCCCUACGACCCGCUCCAGCCCAGCAGCACGCCUGCGACGGUGCUGGCGGGGUCGCUGGGCGGGCUGGGCCUGAUCGGGCUGGCCGUCAUGGCCGCGGUGGGCGGCCUGGUGUACGUGGCCGUGCGGCGGCACCGCGCGGCGCUGGACGGCGCGGACGACGACGACGACCAGGCGUACGAGGCGGCGCGCGUGUACAAUCCGCUCUGGGUGCCGUCCGCGGGGGGCGACCACGCGGCCGGCUUUGUGUCCACGCCCAACCCGCUGCUGCUGCGACAGAGGUCCGCCGAGCGAGAGCAGUUGGCCGCCAUCGACCGCGAGAUUGCGCACCGGGCAGACGCCAGCAGCCGGGCUGCUAGCCGCGGAGGGCCGCGCGCCCCGCCGCCGGGAGUCAGACGAGGCAGUAAUGGGGCCACGCCGGCCCAGAACCAAUGACACAACCCCGCUCGGGAGAGCAGCCGCCGUUAGUAUGACACACUACGAUGCCGGACCAAUUUGUUACCUUUUUAAGGUGGAUACGCGCAAGCACGUACUGAAUUCCGGGAGCAGGAACUCUACAUUCUUUGCAUUUUUUAGUACACAACAUACUUGCCAGAAGCCUCAUGUUUUAUAGGAGCGAGUACUUCGCACAGAUUCCUUUGAGCUUUUAAAAGAAAGGCCGGAGGGCUGGGUUCGGCCUCUGUCUCAUUUAAAACAUAAUCAAACUAUGCGUGAAGUUUGGCAGCUAGAGAGAUAUUGCACGUACAUUCGAAGUAGGUCACCGAGUUUUUGUGGGUUUGGCCGGACAAUCCAUGAAUCAUUCUAUGAUAAUCGCUGCUAGCUAGGCCCUGCUUGUGGUCCGUUGA
Molecule: messenger RNA, 8585 nt
Organism: Klebsormidium nitens
Lineage: Eukaryota; Viridiplantae; Streptophyta; Klebsormidiophyceae; Klebsormidiales; Klebsormidiaceae
Source: the annotation of a GenBank genome assembly